GGGCGGUUCUUCUUCAGGUCCUUUAGAGAAGUGACAGUUUGGUGACUUCCUGUGAAGCAGGAAGUGAAGCAGCGUUAGAGCUUCAGUCCUCAACAUGAACGCUCGUCUCCUCCUCUUCUUCUUCUCUCUCAGCUCCUUGUUGCAGGACGGUCUCACUGAGCUUGUGUUCACUGGACCUGAAGGAGGAUCUGUCACAGUCAGCUGUUCAUUUAGCUUAUCUGGAUGGAAGAAGCUUUUCUGCAGGAAGUCGUGUGAAGACGGAGACGUCCUGAUUGAGACAAAAGACGACUCAGCUCAGAGAGACAGAUACAGCAUCAAAUAUGAAGAAGGAACUUUUCCAGUAUCUCUUACAUUUGUUCAUGUGAAAAUAAAAGAUCUGAAGAAGUCCGACUCUGGAAAGUACACGUGUGGUUUGAAGAGAAGUUUUCCUCGUCCAGACGGAAACGAAAAGGUUGAGAUCAUCGUCACAGACGCUUCACCUUCUUCGACACCGAGCAGGCCAGUGGAACCUUCUCCAACAUCUCUCCCAGCAGCCACAACCACUGCUCCCACCUCAAGCUCUCCUGAAACCAGUGAGCAGUCAUCUGCUCCUCAGGUGCAGAUGACUACCAGUAAGAAGCCCAUGUUCACAAAUCACAAGAUCACACCUGUCCUGCUGACUGUGAGUGUCAUCAUCAUCAUCAUCUUCAUCAUCACACUCUCAGUGACUGUGAUGGUUUUCUGCAGGAACAGAACCAGUAAACACACAGAGUCUCCUGAACCUCCAGAUGAAGACGAGGUUGAGGCAGAAUACGAGGAGGUGGCAGACGUCAGAGUGACCUCGUCAUCCUCAGUGGAGCAGUUUGAACUUUACUCUCUGGCUCAGUUCAGUGAACCAAACCGAACCUGAUCUGAUCUCUGCCACAAUCCUGAGGUCACAAGGUUGAAGUCGACUCCAUCACGUGCACCGACACUGAGGUGGAGUCUAACCUCAGUGACUCACUCCACAGCGCCCCCUAUAGACAUGUGGACACUGUUACUCAGGUACAGAUGAACUGUGUCAGUGGAGAAGCUUCAUGUUCUCUGUUCUCCACUUUGCUUCAGGUUAAAUGUAACUGUAACUGUAACUGUAACUAUAACUUUAACUGUAACUAUAACUAUAACUGUAACUAUAGCUGUAACUGUAACUAUAAAUGUAACUGUAACUGUAACUCAGUAACUUCAUGUUACAGAUCGUUUACUCUUAAAUAGUAAAUAACUUUUAAAUAAUAUAAUAAACUUUGUAUCUAUCUAUAUGCAUUUGUUACCUCUAGUCUGAAUUACUGUACUUAUAGGUUUCAAUAAGUCAUGACUAAAAUAUUCUAUUUUAUUCUAUUUGAUACUAUUUCUAUUUUAUUUUAUAGGUUGUAAUCACUUGAGCAUUGCUAGAAGAGAGCCUGAGACUCAAGCUUCAUGUUAUUGUUGUGUAUUUGAUAAUAAAAAUCUUGAAUCUUGAAUCUCUUGACUCCUCCAUGCACACACAAGUUACUCAUGGAGUUCCACAAGGUUCUUUCCUCGGACCGAUACUCUUCACCUUAUGAGGAGCUCGUACAGCUGGUUAGUUAACAUUCACCUGGUUAGUUAACAUACACCACAUCUGAAGCAGCCGCUCAGUGACUCUGUAGAAGUGAAACACCGAGCUCCUCUGGUCUCAGCUGCUCUGGUCUCAGCUGCUCUGGGAUCAGCUCCUCUGGGAUCAGCUCCUCUGGUCUCAGCUCCUCUGGUCUCAGCUCCUCUGGGAUCAGCUCCUCUGGGAUCAGCUCCUCUGGUCUCAGCUCCUCUGGUCUCAGCUGCUCUGGGAUCAGCUCCUCUGGGAUCAGCUCCUCUGGGAUCAGCUCCUCUGGUCUCAGCUCCUCUGGUCUCAGCUGCUCUGGGAUCAGCUGCUCUGGGAUCAGAGCAGAAGCUGCAGCUGGUUUUCACCGAGCUGGAGAUUCUGUGUCCUCCUCCCCCAUCACUGGUUCUCAGGACCUGAUCAGCACAGGAAGUCUCUGAGUGAUUCCAGUUUAUCAGACUCAUUGAAACAUCAUGAAGGUCACAGCCGGACCAGAUAGUCCCCUUGGUGUUAGUUUGUCCCCAGCUCCACUGUGAGGAGCCUGAGUUAGGACCAGGACAUGUGACCCACAUAUAGAACAAGUCUCUAGGACAGCUUUCUUCAACCAGCACAGUUUCAUGAACAUUAGGAACAUCCUGUCUCAGAGGGAACCUGAGGAGCUCGUCCAUCUGUUCCCUCGAGACUGGAUCCGUGUGAUUCUUUAUGAUCAGCAUGGGUUCGAGACUCAGACACCAUCUCUACAGUCAAGGUUAAACCUAAAACGCUCAUCGUUAGUUCUGGAUCAGGUCCUGAAACAUCCCUUAGAUAUGCUGCUAUAAGUCUAGACUGCUGGAGAACUCCCAUCAUGCACUGCUGGAGAACUCCCAUCAUGCACUGCUGGAGAACUCCCAUCAUGCCCUGAGGCAAAUAAAGCAAGGCAGAUAUAUGAGUUUGAACAGCCAAACCCAUCUAUUCACACAUUUGCUCUGGUUUAAAGUUCAUUAAAUCAUGUUCCACACAUCAGAAGCAGUAAAUUACAUAUUUUUAUUGAAAAUAAAUUUGACAUUGAUUGAACAUGGACAUUUUAAACAGUUUAUGGUCUUUAUCUGUUACAAAACAUUUAUAUAAAUAUACUUAGUGCAGUGUGACAGUCACUGUGUGAGCAGGAGAAAAUAAAAUUCAUUUGACCAUAUUCACGUUUGUUUUAUAUUGAUCAGGGUCACAUGUUAUUAAAACAACUGCAUCCACUCAUUUAAUAAAAAAACACCAUACAAAAAUCAAUCUAACUUAUAAAGUAAACACACUAUGAAUAACAUAAUAAUAUUAAUGAAAGACAAACUGGCACAUUUUUCCCUUUACAGCCUCAGUGAAAAUAUGAGUUGGUACAAAAGAAGAAACAUGAUAUUUAGAUCAAAGGAGUCUGUGGCACAUUAAAGGUAAAACACAGGAGGACGAUGAUCAGCUGAUCACGAUCAAAGCUGCAUAGAAUCAAUAUCACUCUAAUGUAGAGAAGACACUUUGGAACAUCAUGUGCUGGUUCUACUUUCUUUUUAUCAAAAUACCCAGAAUCCUUUUUCCUUUUUCCAUUAAACUGUGGAUUUAAAACCAACUGAAGCUCCAGCCUGGUGAGGUUCUUCAGGUGAAGAUGAAGAUACUCUUCAUCAGAACGACCCAAACAAGGUUGAUGAUCUCAGAGAAUAAUUCAUGAUGAAAACAAUUAGACUGACAUUUAUGAGUGUGUGUGAUUUGGUGCAUGUGUGAAUUAAAGCUGAACAUUAAAGAUGAACUUGGCUGAACGUCUCUUUCCUGACGUGAAGGCCGAUGAUCGCUCCAGGCAGAAGGAGAAUUACUUUUAUAUUAUAUAUAUUUGAAAAUAACGAGACAUGAACCAGACUCGAGCUUCAAGCUUCUGGGAACGUUUGGGUCACGUAGCAGAACUAGAGUCUAAACUCUGGAGAGAGAACGUCUCUUAAUCACAAGAGAACAAACCUCUGAGGAAGAAUCACGAUUAUCACCUCAAGGAUCAUAAGUAAUAAAUAUAUUUCAGUGACUCGUCAAUAUACAAUAGUACAAUAAGAUACUUAAAAUAUAGAAAAAUAUUAUUACGCUCGUUACUUUGUGAUAAAAUAUAGGAUCGUGAAGCAAAAAGGUCAAAGUGCAAAAACAACAGAAACCGUCUCCUCCAACUUUAAAAAGAAAAUGCACAAUAUUAAUAAUGAUGCAGGUGCAAAGUUCACAGUUCACUGGUGUAACAGGAGGAACCAGGUGAGAUGUUCAUCGUGGAAACAGAACCAAUACGCAGCAGAACAGAUUUUCUUGUAUUUCUACCUGAACUGUUACGUUCUGAUUCACUGAUGGAAACUUCGUAAUAUUCCAUUGUUAUUUGUAUUUAACAGUUUUAAAGCCAUGUUUUAAAUCCGUGGCACAAAAUCAAAAACCAUGUGUUUUUAUCAUUGAUCCGAUGUUUUCUUCAAUAUGAAUUUUUAGUCUGGAAGCGUCUGAAGAUAAUGACCAAGUCAAUAUCUUCAGACCGUUUCCAACCUGAAGCAUAAAAUACAAAAAUAUUUAGUUUAUUAUCAAAGAAUAUUCUUAAAUUAAUCCACUGUCUUCUUCUGUAUCCACUGAUACUAUCUCUGUAUUUUAUAAAUUACAUCCUGUACAGUGAAAAAAAUCUGCUCAGAGCCGAAGGUACGAGAGGAACGAGUCUCAGCAGAGAAGAAGAGAGAUUCAGUUUGAUGUAAAGAUGAAUUAGUGCAACACACUUAGAUCUUAACUAGAUGUUUCUCUGCUCCAGUGACGAAGUGAAAAGAUAUUUUGCAUAAAAUGUUACAGCCACAUGUGUGAGUCACAUUAAAUCUGAUUUGAUCAGAGCUGUUUGUCACAGUCGCUCUGGUUAUUCACUGUGAAGUGACUUCAUGCCUCUUUGAUAAAAGUGUUCUGAGGAUAAUCUGAAGUUAAGAUUAACGAGCUGAACUAAACAGUUUCAGUUUUACUCAUGUGGAGCUUCCUG
Pleuronectes platessa (European plaice) is the source of this 4559-nucleotide messenger RNA. Its product is annotated as CMRF35-like molecule 5. Gene Ontology annotation, molecular function: transmembrane signaling receptor activity. The transcript is spliced from 7 exons. NCBI's taxonomy places the organism in Eukaryota, Metazoa, Chordata, Actinopteri, Pleuronectiformes, Pleuronectidae. Gene Ontology annotation, cellular component: plasma membrane. Bases 95 to 889 code for a protein of 264 amino acids. The record is from RefSeq and is a predicted model, not a curated record.